This is a messenger RNA of Perognathus longimembris pacificus (Pacific pocket mouse), 1600 nucleotides long. RefSeq names its product RAB34, member RAS oncogene family (gene Rab34). Gene Ontology annotation, molecular function: GTPase activity; GTP binding. Gene Ontology annotation, biological process: endocytosis; phagosome-lysosome fusion. The transcript is spliced from 11 exons. Lineage: Eukaryota; Metazoa; Chordata; Mammalia; Rodentia; Heteromyidae. The coding region runs from base 439 to 1221 and encodes 260 amino acids. The record is from RefSeq and is a predicted model, not a curated record.
GUCGCCCCGAAGGAAAAGACAUCAGACUGUGGAUAUCUAUGAACACCUCGUUCUGUGUGGGCACCCCCUCCUUUGAUGCUUCCUCCCACCUUCCAGGGCCUAAGGACGGGCAGGGGCAGACUCUAUGAGUCACAUUGCGAGCCUGGAGUCGUGGAGGGAAGCGCCGCCUCUCCUUGGGCCCCCUGUCUCCCCCUUUCUCCUUCCCGCGGGCUCCCGGCCGCGCCAGAUGCCGCGCUGCAAUCACCGAUUCCCCAUCACCAAUUCCAGCUGGUGGUGUGGCGUCUCCGAGGCCGCGGGCUCCGCUCGCCUCCCCGGGCCCCCGAGUUAUAGUCGGACUCUCCGGCCGCGGGUGAUCGUGGGGUCUCCGCGGGCCCGGGCUGCCGAGGCGCAGCAAGGCCUCCGCGACUUCUCCCGGCGCCCCGCAAGGCCUCGGGCAAGAUGAACAUCCUGGCGCCCGUGCGCAGGGACCGCGUCCUGGCUGAGCUGCCCCAGUGCCUGCGGAAGGAGGCCGCUCUGCACGUGCGCAAAGACUUUCAUCCCCGCGUCACCUGCGCCUGCCAGGAGCACCGGACCGGCACCGUGGGCAGAUUUAAGAUCUCCAAGGUCAUUGUGGUGGGAGACCUGUCAGUGGGAAAGACUUGUCUCAUUAAUAGGUUCUGCAAAGACACCUUUGAUAAGAAUUACAAGGCCACCAUUGGAGUAGACUUUGAGAUGGAAAGAUUUGAGGUGUUGGGCAUCCCCUUCAGUCUCCAACUUUGGGACACUGCUGGACAGGAGAGGUUCAAAUGCAUUGCGUCAACCUACUACCGCGGAGCUCAAGCCAUCAUCAUAGUCUUCAACCUGAAUGAUGUGGCAUCUCUGGAACACACCAAGCAGUGGCUCUCUGAUGCCCUCAAGGAGAAUGACCCUUCCAGUGUGCUCCUCUUUCUUGUGGGUUCCAAGAAGGACUUGAGUACUCCCGCUCAGUAUGCACUAAUGGAAAAAGAUGCACUCAAGGUGGCCCAAGAGAUUAAGGCUGAGUACUGGGCAGUCUCAUCUCUCACUGGAGAGAAUGUCCGGGAAUUCUUCUUCCGUGUGGCAGCACUGACCUUUGAGGCCAAUGUGCUGGCUGAGCUGGAGAAAACAGGAGCCCGACGCAUUGGGGAUGUUGUUCGCAUCAACAGUGAUGACAGCAACCUCUACCUAACUGCCAGCAAGAAAAAGGCCUCGUGUUGUCCCUGAAGAAGGAGAGACCAUUCUGACCAUCCAGAGAAACUGCCUAUCCCUGGGGCACUGUGCCACCUGGCUGCUCCAGACCUGGACUCCUAAACAUUUGCACUGACUUGUUUUAGACCAAAGAGCUGCCCCCUGCUGGGGGAAUACCCCCAGAGGGAUCCUGGGACCAUAUAGUCACUUCCUGCCCCCAGGCACCAUGCCAAAGACUGGAUGACCCUCUUACUUCUAUAGGGGCUUGCUCUCCAGGGUACCCAGGAGUGAGAGGGAGAGGAAGGGCAGCAUUCUUGCUGCUCUUGCUCAACCUACCUGGGCCUCUGUGUAUAAGAGUGCCUAAUGAUUUCAGCCUUGUUCUGUGCCUUAUGCAUUAAAACCUCUUUCAUUAUUA